Nasonia vitripennis (jewel wasp) is the source of this 2679-nucleotide messenger RNA. Its product is annotated as tetratricopeptide repeat protein 27. The coding region runs from base 188 to 2536 and encodes 782 amino acids. The record is from RefSeq and is a predicted model, not a curated record. The transcript has 9 exons. Gene Ontology annotation, molecular function: protein binding. NCBI's taxonomy places the organism in Eukaryota, Metazoa, Arthropoda, Insecta, Hymenoptera, Pteromalidae.
GAGUGUUCGGCAGGAUCAGCUGUUUUUGAAGAUAGGUUAUGUUUCAGACUUGUGCCGUGCCGCUUUUCGCACCGCGCUCAGCACGCACGUGCGUUCUCCGGCAUUCCUUAGGCAUUAUUUUAAGACGAUUUUAACCGUUAUAUUUAUUUCAUAAUUGACUUUAGUGAAUAACAAUCAAAUUAGAACAAUGGAGGACACUGCAGCAGAACUAGCAGAAAUGGAACGGAGUCUAUUAUUACACCCAUUAUCAGAUAACGAAUAUGCACUAUUUGACCACCUGACCAAUAAAUUUUGUUUAUCUACAAUCGCUCCCUUGGCAAAUGAAUGUAUAGAAAAAAAUAUUAAAGAAAGCAUCACUUCAGACAGAUAUAAACAUAAGGAAUGGUUGUGUAUUGGUGUCUCAUCGUUAUUAUAUUUCAUACAAAAUAAUUUCACUGGAGAAUUUGAAAAAAGAGAUGUUCCCUACUUACUGCCUCUAAGAAAAACAGCAAUUUCAAAGAUAUCAAUAACUGAUCCAUGCAGUGACAAUGUUGAGAAGCCUGAACUACUGUUACUCGCCAGAGCAAUAUUGUGCAAUAAUGGACUUCAAGGAACUUUCCCAAGUUCUUUAUGGUGGGCAAUCAGAGUAAACUACAUCCACCAACUAAUUUUAGAUGAAGGGGUUGGUAGUUUAUACGAGGAUUCAGAAAGACUGAUAAGAUUAGUACUAGAAACAGACAUUGUAAAAGAUCCUGAACUCGAAGCUUUAUUCCACACAGAGGUGACAUACGUUUAUCUGUAUUACAAUAGAAUUCAGAGUUCAGAAAAAUACUUAAAAGAUGCUAAGACCAUAGCUAAAUUAACUCUAGAAUUGGAGGGUGCCUUGGGCAAGCGUACAAAGUAUCAACAACAAGAAAAAGCACAACUGUACUUAAAAGCAAAGGUUGACAAGGAAUUAUUCCCAUACAGGGAAUGCGAGGCUACAGUUCUGCCCAAAGUUAUAAAUUUAAGUGAUGAUUUGCGUUUGGAGAAAAUUGAAUUUUCAGAAGAGAGAGAACAUUGUAAACUUGGAAGCCUUGAAGAAGCUAUUGUUUUGGCAAAAUUUUUUCAGCUCAAAAUAUCACAACCAAAAGACCAACUCACUGAUGAAGAAAUCACGCCUUACCUAGAUUUUAUCAUUGAUAACACAGAGAAUUGGGCUUUAAAAAUGUCAGCUCUCUUUCAACGCUGUAUCUUGGAAGCUAAUCACAAAAGGACGAUUGAAAGAUCUUUGGCCCAAUUAGAAUACUUAAUAGAGCAAAUCAAUACUCCAAAAGCACCACUGUAUAACAGAUUUGACUUAUUUUUUGCUAGUGGUAUGCUGCCUGUUUGGGCUUUGAAACAGCGUUUUGCCACUGUUAUGUUGAACCUUGGAAUGGUCAAAGCAGCAUUAGAGCUUUUCUUGAAACUCAACCUGUGGGAAGAUGUCAUUAUUUGUUAUACAAUUUUAGAAUUGAAGCACAAGGCUGCAGAAGUUAUUAAACAAGAGUUGGCUAAGAAACCAAGUGUAAAAUUGUGGUGUUUGUUAGGAGAUGCAGAAAUCGAGGCUCAACAUUAUGAGACAGCUUGGAAGUUAUCUGGAGAAAAGAGUAGCAGAGCGCAGCGCCAUUGGGGUUACCAUUAUUAUUUUCAACAAAACUACGCAGAAGCGGUCCCGCACUUGAAACUUUCGGCAGAAUUAAACAGCGCACAAGAAAUGGUUUGGUUAAGGCUUGGUUUUGCUGCUUUGCAGUUGGAAGACUGGAAGCUGGCAGCCUCAGCUUACAGAAAAUACUGUUCUUUGGAGCAAUCGAAUUUCGAAGUUUGGAAUAAUUUAGCAAAGGCUUACAUUAAGAUGGGAGACAAACCAAGAGCCUGGCGCUCACUGCAAGAUGCCGUUAAAUGCAAUUUCGACAAAUGGGAAGUAUGGGAUAAUCUGAUGAUUGUCAGUAACGAUUUAGGCCAUUUCUCGGAGGUCAUCCGUUGUUAUCAUCGUAUAUUAGAUUUAAAAGGAUCGCACGUUGACGUACAGAUUCUGGCAAUUUUAGCACGAGCUAUUGUCAACGAAACUAAAGAUUCCGACAAAAAUUCAUCGAGAAAGUACCUGCCGAAAACAUUGGAGCUUUUUGGUCGAAUAACUGCAAAUACCACCACCGAUGCAGACAUCUGGAGACUCUACGCUGAGCUCACGUUGCUGAAAAAUAGCGACAUCGAUAAUCAAAAAGCCGCCCAAUACAUGCAGCGAGCUUAUAGAGCAGCUGUUGCAAACCCCAGAUGGUUCAAAACGGUCGAAGAUGCGAACGUCGUGCUGGAUACAUGCGUGAGAUUGGCUCAAGCGACUAUGAGAUGCAUAGAUAAUUGCGCCGUGGCGCAGAAGAGAGCAGUGCUCGGGAGUGCUAAAUUGAAUCUACAAUCGGUUGUAAAAAAGUUAAAGGACUUGAUGUGGGAGGAUCAGUCGGGAAUCUCUGAGAAUCUCGCCAAAGUCGAGCGUCACCUGCAAGUCGUAUUAGAUGAAUUAGAGAAGCUGAAAAACGCUUAGAACCGAAAGAUUCUACGUCAUCGUGCGACCGUACAAUAAGAUGAGAUUUUUUUCUAAAUACUUUAAAAAUACUUCUGAGCAUUUAAAGUUUUGUUAUUAAAUUAUCUGUACAUAAAAUAAAUAUUUAUACUAUUUUCUAAUGA